Molecule: messenger RNA, 595 nt
Organism: Ectocarpus siliculosus
Lineage: Eukaryota; Phaeophyceae; Ectocarpales; Ectocarpaceae
Source: the annotation of a GenBank genome assembly
CUGGGGGUUCAUCGUCGUCAUGGUGCUCGAAAGCAGGACAGCGAGGGGGCUCAAGCCCGAGCGCAUGGAGCCCCCUCCGAGCAUGUUCAAGUACCAGCUAGAGGGAGAUUCUAUCAGCGGGAGCUCGUAUUACGACCCCUACAGCGUGACGAUGGACAACAUGAGCGUCUUCAGUGCCGCGAGCAGCGUUGUCAACCCUCAGUCUGUCAGAGGGAUAGUACACAGGUUGUGGAACGACUUCGACAACCGCUUCAUGAGGGGUAUGUUCGGGGGCAAGCCCCACGACAAUACCAACAUCUUCGACGCGAACCCUUUCAACAGCGUCGCCACCAAUAGCGCAGGCGGCGGGAGCGGCGGCGGCGGCGGCGGCGGCGGAAGCGUCGGGGGUCCCGCGGCUGGGCAGACGGCAGGGGGGUUAGGGACCGCACCCUCCGGUCCGGGGGGGGUUGUUCCGGGAACGAUCCAGGGAGCGCUCCCGCAGUUCCACUUCAACUCCGCGCUCAGCCCUGCGGAGCACGGCGCCCUCCCCAGCUCUCCCGUUCGAAGGUGUGGUCGUGGCUCCGACAACAAGAGGGUACAGUCGACCCCGCUUUAA